GGGGCGACAUAAAGAGCGCCGCGCUGAGCUCUGUGGUGUGCGCAGCUUUAUUUCCCAGCGUUCCUUUCUCCUUCUUCCUUUUCCCCGGUGCAGCGGCGAUGUCUAAGAGAGGACGUGGAGGGUCAUCUGGAGCCAAGUUCCGCAUCUCUCUGGGUCUCCCAGUGGGAGCGGUCAUCAACUGCGCUGACAACACAGGUGCCAAGAACCUGUACAUCAUCUCGGUCAAAGGUAUUAAAGGUCGCCUGAACAGGCUUCCGGCUGCAGGUGUGGGAGACAUGGUUAUGGCCACAGUGAAGAAGGGCAAGCCAGAGCUCAGGAAAAAGGUGCAUCCGGCGGUGGUGAUACGACAGCGCAAGUCGUACCGGCGAAAAGAUGGCGUGUUCUUAUACUUCGAAGACAAUGCCGGGGUCAUAGUCAACAACAAGGGCGAAAUGAAAGGCUCUGCCAUCACGGGCCCUGUGGCGAAGGAAUGUGCAGAUCUCUGGCCCAGGAUUGCUUCUAAUGCAGGCAGCAUCGCCUAGCUACCAUCGUGACCUUUUCAAUAAAAUCUUUAUAAAGUUCA
Electrophorus electricus (electric eel) is the source of this 562-nucleotide messenger RNA. RefSeq names its product ribosomal protein L23 (gene rpl23). Gene Ontology annotation, molecular function: structural constituent of ribosome; large ribosomal subunit rRNA binding. Gene Ontology annotation, biological process: translation. The record is from RefSeq and is a predicted model, not a curated record. Lineage: Eukaryota; Metazoa; Chordata; Actinopteri; Gymnotiformes; Gymnotidae. Gene Ontology annotation, cellular component: ribosome; cytosolic large ribosomal subunit.